UCCCUGGGGCAUGGAAAGGAAGGCUGUGCAGCACAGUGUGUAAAUUGCGCACGCGCACAUGUGUGUUGAUGAGGGAGAACACGGAUUUAGCAGCCGAAGAGAAGCCUGUCCGUGUGUGCAUGCAUGAGCGCAGGUCUGAGUGCGCUGCCUGGGCAGCCACUUUCCCCGCUGCCCUCCUCCUCCGAUAAUCCCUGCUGACACGGCGCACAAAGGACUAAACGCUGGCCGCAUCCUCCAGGAAGGCCCUCUCCACUCUGCCUGUCUGCCCUCCAGCUCUGAUUACCCACACAGAAGCUGAAUACAGGGAGGAUGCUGCUGCCGUAACGCUGCCUGCAUGCGGCUACAUAACCUCUGGUUCACUGUCCACCACAGCAUAGGGCUCUAGCCCCAGGAUUCCCCCUCUAUCUAUCUCACUGGAGGUGUUCCAGGAGGUGCUGUAGAACUCUGUCCUCACCAUCUUGUGCAGAUUGGAGGCUGCCGCCUCCUCUCCUACCCUGUUUUUGUGUCUCUCGGCUUGCUGACUGUGCCCCACGCGUCUAUUCCAACAGUCACCCCUGAUCUGGUCCCGGAGCCCCUGGUUCCAUCUGUGGUGCCUACCCUGCCCUCGGCGUGGGUCCGGCCUGCCCUGCACAGGCCCCGUAGGCGCAGCAGCAGCGGCAACAGCAGCGGCAACAGCAGCAGAGGCGACCCCACCAGGCCGUGGCCCUCGGGCCUGGCAGGCCCCAGAGGCAGCAUGGAGGUAGGCAUGCGUGUGGUGCGUGGCCUGGACUGGAAGUGGGGGAACCAGGAUGACGGUGACGGCCACGUGGGCACGGUGGUAGAGAUCGGGCGGCAGGGCAGCACCACCACACCCGACAAGACGGUGGUGGUGCAGUGGGACAGUGGCACGCGCACCAACUACCGCACAGGCUACCAAGGCUCCUACGACCUGCUGCUCUACGACAACGCCCAGAUCGGUGUGCGCCACUCCAACAUCAUCUGUGACAGCUGCAAGAAGCAUGGCAUCAUGGGGAUGCGCUGGAAGUGUAAGGUGUGCUUUGACUACGACCUGUGCACGCAAUGUUACAUGAACAACAAGCACGACCUGGGCCACGCCUUUGAACGCUAUGAGACCGCCCACUCCCAACCAGUGUGCUUGGCCCCAAGGCAGAAUCUUCCACGGAUCAUCCUCAAAGGAAUAUUCCAGGGGGUGAAAGUGGUACGCGGACCCGACUGGGACUGGGGAAACCAAGACGGAGGAGAGGGUAAGGUUGGGAAGGUGGUGGACAUCCGUGGCUGGGACACAGAGUCCGGUCGCAGUGUGGCCAGUGUCACCUGGUCCAAUGGUACCACCAAUGUCUACCGAAUGGGUCACAAGGGCAAGGUAGACCUCAAAUACGUGUCUGACGUCCAGGGAGGCUUCUACUACAAAGACCACCUACCAAAGCUCGGUGAGCACGCAGAACUGCAGAGGCAGGAGAGUGCAGAAGGCCACACCUUCAACCAGGGGGACAAGGUGAAAUGUCUCCUGGAGGUGGACAUCCUCAGACAGAUGCAGGAGGGCCACGGAGGGUGGAACCCCAAAAUGUCAGAGUACACCUGCAGAAUCGGGAUGGUACACAGAAUCACUGACCGGGGAGAUGUCCGAGUCCAGUACAGCAACAACAUCCGCUGGACUUUCCACCCAGGGGCCCUAACCAAGGUGAACACUUUUGGUGUGGGCGAGCUGGUGCGAGUGCUGGAAGACAUAGACAACGUUAAGAGGCUUCAGGCUGGCCAUGGAGAAUGGACAGACAGCAUGACACCCGCCCUGGGGCAGGUGGGCAAGGUGCUGAAGGUGUACGCCGACGGGGACCUGCGCGUGGCCUUCAACGGCCAGACGUGGACCUUUAACCCGGCGUGCCUCUCGGCCCAAUCCGUGGAGGUGGACGCCAACCUCAUGACGGUGGAGAACCCCAACGUAUCCGGAAACACAGUCAUUUCAGUCCUGGAGAAGCUGCUGUCUCAGUCUACAGAUCAGGACAACCCCAGCCGGCUGGUCAUCGAGGCGGCGCAUGGCAGUGCCAACAAAGUCCGAGAGCUUGUGCAGAAAUACCCUGACAAGGUGGAUAUAAAGAACCAGGGCAAGACUGCGCUGCAGGUGGCAGCCCACCAGGGCCACAUGGAGGUGGUCCUGGCUCUGCUGCAAGCCAACAGCUCCAUUGAAGUGAAGGACGAGGACGGAGACACCGCCCUGCACUACACGGCCUUCGGGAACCAGGCGGAGAUUGCACGGCUAUUGCUGAGCAAAGGGGCCAAGGUGAACCUGCUGAACAACUCAAUGUGCACAGCGCUGCACAUAGCCGUCAACAAGGGCUUCACCGAUGUGGUGCGUGUGCUGUCGGAACACUCAGCCGACAUCAACCUACAGGACUCGUACGGAGACACACCGCUGCACGACGCCAUCGCCAAAGACUUCCGGAACAUCAUUGAGAUCCUGGUUGUGGUGCCCAACAUAGACUUCACCCAGCAGAACCACCGCGGCUUCAACCUCCUGCACCACGCAGCCCUCAAAGGCAACAAGCUGGCCACGGAGAAGAUCUUGGCUCGGGCGCGUCAGCUGGUGGAUGUCAAGAAGGAGGACGGCUUCUCGGCUCUGCACCUGGCCUCCCUCAACAACCACCGAGACGUGGCCGAGAUCCUUGUAAAAGAGGGCCGCUGUGACGUCAACAUCCGCAACAACCGCAACCAGACGCCGCUGCAACUGGCGGUGACGCAGGGCCACGGGGACCUGGUGCAGCUGCUAGUGGUCGAGGGCGCGGACGUCAAUGUGGAGGACGAGGAUGGGGACACGGCCAUGCACGUCGCCCUCAGCCGCCCGCAGCUGGCCAACGCCACGCUCAACCCCGCCACCACCAGCACCACGACCACCACGCAGGAGAGAGUAGAGGGGGGUCCGGGCUCGUCAUCAUCCUCGCUGUACUGUCAGCUGAGCAGCUCGGGGCUGAUGGGUAACACGGAGCUGAGCGUGGGCGCAGCCAUUGCCUGUUUCCUGGCACAGGAGGGCGCCAACAUCAACUACGCUAACCACAAGGGCAAGAGCCCGCUGGACCUGGUAGCUGACACAGCCGUGCUGCAGCUCAUCAAGAGCUUCUCUGAGAAGCAGCGGUUGCAGCGGCUGCAGGCCAUCACGUGUGGCACGUCACUGAGCAGCACCAGCCUGCGGCGGGUCCACACCACGCCCAAUACCAUGACUAACCUGGCCAUGCCCGUCCUGCCGGGGCCCAGCGAGUGUCUCAUCUGCUCCGAGCUGGCGCUGCUCGUCCUCUUCUGCCCCUGCCAGCACAGCGUCGCCUGCGAAGAGUGUGCUCAUCGAAUGAAGAAAUGCAUCAAAUGCCAGGUCACGAUCACCAAGAAAAUAAGACAAGACCAGACAGAGGUGGACUGCAGCCCGGACUCGGAGCAGCACAACCUGCUGGAGCAGCUACAGUCACGCUACCGCCAGAUGGAGGAGCGUAUCACCUGCCCCAUCUGCAUCGACAACCACAUCAAGCUGGUCUUUCAGUGCGGCCACGCCUCCUGCAUCGACUGCAGCGCCGCCCUCAAGACAUGCCCCAUCUGCAGGCAGACCAUCCGCGAGCGCAUUCAGCUCUUCGUCUGACCCAGGCCCCUGUCCUCCGCCUCCUUUCUCCCCCCUCCCCCCCAUGAAGUGGCCCAGGGGUGGUCAGCUUGUUGCCCGUUUUCUGCUGGUGUCCGUUAGUCGGUCAGUCUGCGUCUCAGUCCUUUGGGAUAAGCCACUUGCUCAUCCAUCCUGGCUCAGCCGCUGCGCUUUGUUGUGUUCUGUUUCAUGAAGUUGCGCCAGGGGUGUAAUCAUUACGCCGAUUCUGUUGCAAAAUGUUUUGCCACAGAAACUGUUUACUCAAAACAGAAAAACACAAAUUAGAGUUUCUAUUGGGCAAAUUCAGGUAGGUCCCUCCGUGUUUCGUUCCAUUUGCUUUGUUUGCUUCCAUUUUGUUCUUAAAGAGUAAACGGUUUCCGUAAUGAAUACACCCCAGGGUUUCCAGCAGUGUCACAUAGCUGGAUAUGGUCAUACUGACUAGAUUUAGUUUUUUUUGUUGCCCAUUUCUGCAUGGGAAAAAAUCCAUCCACUACCCCUGAAAGGCUCUGCAAUGCUUUCUCCGUGGCCCCCAGUAACCAGCAUCCACAGCCGGUUACAUCAGGAGGAGGUGGUUGUGCCGCAAGCUCCACUCAUAUUGGUGAACAAGGAGGAUGUCCCUACGAACCAGGGAGGAUGUCCAUCUGAAUAGGCCCUCACCUGUGCUGCUCUAAGAGGAUGUCUGUUAUUCCCCAUUUGAUUGCACCCCGUUUGCCUGUCUUACCUCCCCUGUUUACAAGGCUGCAGAGAACAGUCCAUCUCCCUGUCUUGAAUCCUGUGUAUUAUGUUUGCUCUCCUUCAUAUGAAGCUGUUUGUAAUAAGUGUUAGUAUCCAGAGGGUGAUGGUAUAACUAAAGGCUCCUCUGUAUAGUCCCUCCCGCUUGCCGUACAUACAUACGUAAGGAAAAUACACACUAUAUGCAUGAGUACAUGCAUAUUCUAAGCUGAAGACUUUGUUGUGAAUUUGGUUACAUGUGUGGUUUUAAGAGUACCUGUAAUUAGUACUGAGUUAUUCAUGUCUGAAGGUGUUUCUAUUUAGCUAAAGUCAUAUUAUUUUUGGUGUUUGAUCUGCAAAAAAAGGAUUUCUGCUGUAAUUUCACCCAAGCCUAUGUCCUUCUCUACUCAGGGUCCUGAUUCAUUGAAACACUUCUAGUAUCAAAAGGGUUGUGGAAGGUUUUGUUUUUGUCAAAUGUUUUUACAUUAGAGCCUUCUGACAAUUUGGUGUGCAUUUACUAAGGGACUUGUAGAUAUCUGGUAAAACAACAGCUUGGACUGUUUUAUAGCAGAAUAGACGUGUAGAUGAGUUCACUUCAGCCCAACAUACCUUUCUUGCUUUUGGUAUGAAAUGAAUGUUGAAAUGCACCAUAAGAGAGGUUUGCGUGUUGCUUUAAAAGAAAGGAAAUACUUAUUUGUCUGCUGUCGCAGUAGCAGUGCAAGUCAUUUUCCUUAUACCAUCACCCAGAUACCUAUUGUUCUUUGUAGAUUUGUAUAAAAAGCAUGAACGAAGCCCGUGUCUGUUGUUGUCUGAACCUGAGCGCCUCUGUCCGUCUCCUCAGCGUGUAGCGUAGCGUUGUACUGCCCAGCAAGUGCGUUAGCUGCCCAUCCGCUUGCUAGCAUCAUCACACUCAGCCUCAGACAGGGCUCAGCCAAUUGGGUGGUGCAGAAAGGUUUGUCAUUGAGUUUAGGUCAACUUUGGACUCUUGCGGACAGAAUUACCUUUGAUUUCUGGAAGCCUUGGUGUUCUUUGGAUAGAGGAAGAUAACUCCUCCAAUACAGAUCAGAAAGGAUUAUUGGUCAAUGGAGGUGGGUAAACUUCUAUAAAAGCUGAGCCAGAAAAAUGAUGUAUAUGCUUCUUUAUUUUGUCACAAUGUGGACUUUUGGCAGCCUUUGGACUCUUGUAAAUGUAUUUUUUUCUCAAACAGUAAACAUUGAAUUAGACAUGGCAACAAAAAAAGUGGAACUGUACAUCUGUAGCUACGUGUCUCGUAUCAUAUUCAGCCUACUUAGAAGAAACCCUCCCCAGUCUGUUUGGCAAAGCAUUUUGGAUUGUACAUCAUCCUUGGUAUUUUUUGGUUUGUUUUCCAAAGGGCUUAUGUGUUUUUAAAAAAUGAUCUAUUUGAUUUUUCUAUUGUAAACUUCCAUUGACAGGGGUUCGUAGAUCCCAGCUUUCGGUAAGCCAAUUAAGAUGUACAUUUUGAAUGUUAGAAAAAAUGUAACCUGUCUUACUCUGCCUUUUUGUGGAAAGGUUGUAAAGAUGUGAGAGAGGGUACAAGCGGGGGAAAGUAAGGUUUACUCUAAGAAGUACUACUACACCAGUGCCAAAUCUUUAAAAGGAUGUGCACAGGACUGCACAGCUUAGUUCAUCUAGAUAUAAUGCUCUAGCCAUUAUCAAUGUUUUGAAAUAAUUGAAUAGCACUAUUGUGGCUCCCAAUGUUGAUUUUGUCUCAAACUAUCAUAGCUAUGUACUAUUUGGGCAAAAGAGCAAGAGCAUAUUGUGAGUAUGCUAUGGAGUUUGGAAAACAGGCUAUAGGGUACUAAAAAAGUAGUGCACUACAUAGGGAAUAGGGUGUCAUGAGACUGCACCCAUUCCCUCUUUCCCAGCUUCUCAAUGACAACUGAUAUUAAAGAAGAAGAAAGAAAAAUUGGAGCCAAAACGUUAUAAUUUUAAUGAAUCGAGUCUUUAUGAUCAUUAAAGAUUGUCAUCUGGUGUCCUACAUUGGGUGAUGUGAGUAUUCUCUGUACACAGGUAAAAACCAUUAUUUAGGAGAGCCAGGAGGUUUGAAAUGUACUACUAGAGGUUUGCUAUGAGAACUACAUAUACUAUUUAAGCAAGAAAUGUUACUAUUUGUGUGUACAGCACUUGGAGUUCUGAUGUUGGCCUUACUGUCCAUUCCUCCAACGUUGACGUGUUUGUUCAGUUGUAUUCUGUCCGAAAAUAUUUUGCAAUAAAUAUGGAACUGUUUUAUAAGUA
Oncorhynchus tshawytscha (Chinook salmon) is the source of this 6583-nucleotide messenger RNA. RefSeq names its product E3 ubiquitin-protein ligase MIB2. Gene Ontology annotation, biological process: protein ubiquitination. The coding region runs from base 734 to 3619 and encodes 961 amino acids. The record is from RefSeq and is a predicted model, not a curated record. Gene Ontology annotation, cellular component: cytoplasm. Gene Ontology annotation, molecular function: protein binding; ubiquitin-protein transferase activity; zinc ion binding. The transcript is spliced from 19 exons. Lineage: Eukaryota; Metazoa; Chordata; Actinopteri; Salmoniformes; Salmonidae.